Fonsecaea multimorphosa CBS 102226 is the source of this 792-nucleotide messenger RNA. RefSeq lists its product as uncharacterized. The transcript is spliced from 3 exons. The record is from RefSeq and is a predicted model, not a curated record. Lineage: Eukaryota; Fungi; Ascomycota; Eurotiomycetes; Chaetothyriales; Herpotrichiellaceae. The coding region runs from base 1 to 792 and encodes 263 amino acids.
AUGGCGCAGAAACCGCAGACUUUGGAUGGCAAGUUGGCCAUCGUGAGUGGGAGUUCCAAAGGCAUUGGCGCGGCUAUAGCGAUUGAGCUUGCUUCUAGGGGCGCUCUCGUGGUCACAAACUAUCCGUACGCUCACCUUCAACAAGAGGCCGAGUCAACUUUAGGGAAGAUCCGGGCCACCGGCGGGAACCAUGUCGGCGAGUGCUUCGCCAUCGAGUCCGAUCUGUCUACCCUCGAGGGCCCAAAGCACCUGGUCGCUGAGGCGGUCAAGAGAACCAAUGGCCGAAAAGUCGACAUCCUUGUGAAUAACGCCGGCAUCGCCAUAAUGUCACCCCUCAAGGACAUCACCGUCGAGCAGUGGGACGCGCAGGUGAACUUGAACGGCCGUGGAACGCUGCUUUUGACCCAGGCUGUCUUGCCGCAUCUGGCCAAGCCGAGCAGAAUUGUGAAUCUGAGCUCAAGCGGAGCGAGACAGCCUUACCCAGGGGCGAGCAUUUACAACGGGACGAAAAGUUCGAUGCUGACGAGUUUCACUCCUCCAAGUGAACUGGGCCGGGAGUAUCAGUGUACAGUCAACGCCAUUUGCCCCGGAGCCACGAGCACCGACGCCUUCAACUCGUUGGUGGGAGCGACUCGAGAUAGCCUUGAGCCGAUGCUAGCCAUGACUCCUGCGGCAUCACGGCUUGGUGAGACAGAGGAGAUGGCGUAUGCGGCGGCCUUCUUCUGCGAGGAAAGGGGCAGGUGGAUGACUGGCGUCUGUUUGGCUGUGAAUGGUGGAACUCUGAUGGCUUGA